Molecule: messenger RNA, 1243 nt
Organism: Perognathus longimembris pacificus (Pacific pocket mouse)
Lineage: Eukaryota; Metazoa; Chordata; Mammalia; Rodentia; Heteromyidae
Gene: Aadacl2
Product: arylacetamide deacetylase like 2
Exons: 5
Coding region: 1-1203 (400 amino acids)
Cellular component (GO): membrane
Molecular function (GO): carboxylic ester hydrolase activity
Source: RefSeq, a predicted model, not a curated record
AUGGGGUACAAAGCUCUGUGCUUAGGACUGUCUUGUAUUCUCUUGGCUUACCAUGUUUAUAGACCUAUACCAGAAGGCAUUGAAGAGCCUUGGAAAGUACAAAUUUUGGAUGCUUCAGUUAAAAUGCUCUCACUACUGGCUUUGUUAGUUGAAAAUGUAGGUAUUAUGAAAUUUGAAGAAUUGUAUGUCACAUUAUCAUCUAUGACCUCUAUAAGACCAAGUUCGGAUGAAAAUACGACAGUGAUUGACACAGACUUGGGUGACAUUCCUGUCCGCUUGUACUUGCCAACAAGGACCUCAGGGGACCGGCGGCCGGCUGUCAUUUAUCUUCACGGCGGUGCCUUUGUCAUGGGAAGCAGCAGGCUGUCGGUCUACGACUUCCUCAACAGGGACACAGCCAGCGUGGUGGGCGCCGUGGUCGUGUCCGUCGACUACCGGCUGGCCCCGCAGCACCAGUUCCCCGUCCCGCUGGAGGAUUGCCUUUCCGCCGUCAAGUUCUUCCUGCAGGACCGGGUCCUCCGCGAGUUCGGCGUGGACCCCGCCCGCGUCUGCGUGGCGGGAGACAGCUCGGGCGGGUUGCUGGCGGCCCAGGUGGUCCAGGCGCUAAAGAGCGAUCCAGAAUUUGCAGAUAAAAUUAAGGCACAAGCUUUGAUUUAUCCGGGAUUACAGCUACUGGAUACCCUCACGCCGUCGUAUGUGGAGUACCAGCAUGGCCCAAUUCUGCCAAGGGAUGUGCUAAUUAAGCUGGUAUGCCUGUACGUCACUAAGGACCAAGCCCUGCCCCGAGCCAUGCUGAAGAACCAGCAUCUGCCUCGAAGCUCCCACCACCUGCUGAAGUUCAUUAACUGGAGUGUCUUCCUUCCCGAGAAGUAUAAAAAGAACCAUGUUUACACGGAGCCAGUCACUGGGAUGUUAAAUGCUUCUUACUUCAGCCUUGUGCUUCCCACGCUGCCUUUGCUGGCCAACGACUCUGUGCUGCAGAGCCUGCCGCUCACUUACGUCCUCACGUGUCAGCACGACCUCUUGAGAGACGACGGGCUCAUCUUCGUCACCCGGCUUCGGAACGCUGGGGCUCGCGUCGCGCACGAACACUUAGAAGACGGGGUCCACGGAGCUCUGGCAUUCACGCUGUUUCCAUUUCGGUUACAGAUAGGCCACAGAAUAAAAGACAAGUAUAUACACUGGCUAAAAGAAAAUCUGUAAACGAGACCUCUGUCUACUUGAUCACGUGCUUAGAAAUGUG